This is a messenger RNA of Babesia microti strain RI, 1272 nucleotides long. RefSeq names its product Eukaryotic aspartyl protease. The record is from RefSeq and is a predicted model, not a curated record. Gene Ontology annotation, biological process: proteolysis. NCBI's taxonomy places the organism in Eukaryota, Apicomplexa, Aconoidasida, Piroplasmida, Babesiidae. The transcript is spliced from 13 exons. Bases 1 to 1272 code for a protein of 423 amino acids. Gene Ontology annotation, molecular function: aspartic-type endopeptidase activity.
AUGUAUAUUUCUAUUAAAUACAUAUAUUUUAUGAUGUUGUCCUUCAAAUUCUCAUUGAAAUUUAUUUAUAUACUGAUCGCUAAUAUAAAACCUGCCAAUUUAGUCAUUUUAUCUUGUCCAUCGUUGAAAAUUGACGAAUUAAAUACUGAAAAUAAUAUACCCAAUGGAAGGCUGAAGAAAUUCCACAUAAACACUCUAAAUCAUUAUGGAAAUCCAAGUUUUUUUCAGAUAAAAUCAAAUCCCUCUAUUGCUUAUAAUAGUGUAGAACUGAUUGCUGACCUUAAUAACAUCUUGUACGGACAAAUCAACAUUGGUACAGAUCCCAGUUAUACAUUUAACGUAAUUUUUGACACAGGAUCUUCGGAAGUUUGGGUACCCUAUAAAACAUGCAACUGCAAGCAGUGCCUAAAUAAGCAUAAGUAUUCUAAGAGUUCAACGUUCAAACCUGUUAAAGAUGAAAGUGGCAAUGCCACAGCUGUGUCUGUUAGAUAUAUAUCUGGAUCUAUCAAUGGGUUUAAAGGAAUUGAUGACAUAAAACUAACCGAUAGUUUAACUGUCCCAGGCGUUUGCAUUGGGCUUGCAACAAACUAUGAAAUGCCAAAUUAUGUUAAAAUGACCUGGGAUGGUAUCAUAGGAUUGGGCUUCCCAAACACAGAAUCAUUAGAUAAUGGAUUAGAUUCUUUGGUUAAAAAGUUAACCAAUGGAUUACAGAGUGGUAUGAGGAAUCAGUUUUCCUACUAUGUCCACAAAGAUUCAACUGGCGGAUUUAUAAGAGGAAUGAUCACUUUUGGAGGAAUAGAUAAAUCGCUACUCUCCAAUGGGAAUAUUUUUUAUUGGACAAACUGUGCCACGGACACUUCGUAUUGGACAGUAAACUUUAAAGUAUCAGUUUCAAAUUAUAACAGUUCAUCCGCAAAUAUCAUUGGUAUCGCAACAAGAGGCAUUCUAGAUACUGGGAGCCAACUAAUUUACAUACCUAAGGAGGAUUACCAACAAUUAGGAUUGGGAAACUUAAAUUGUAAAGAAUCACAUACAUUACCCACUUUGAAUUUAAUAUUCUCUGAUACUAUAGGAGGCGAUUUUACACUAAAAUUGGCACCUAACGACUACGUAAUUAACUAUGGAGGAGAAGAUUGCGAUUUGGGGAUAAUAAUGGAGGAUCAAACUGAGAAUUAUGGAAUAGAAGGAUGGACUUUAGGCCAGAAAUUCUUUCAGGUUUUCCAUACCAUAUUCGACAUUGACUCUAGGAGCGUUGCCUUUAGGACUGUGUAA